CGCGGCUCCCGCCCGCGAGCGGUUGGGAUUUGAAUCUGCCUUGGAUUGCAGCCGGAAGUGUCGAUCCCUCAGCCAGGCAUGGAGAUCUCCUGCCCCGGUGCGCGGUGCCCGGUGCAAGAGCAGCGUGCCCGCUGGGAGCGGAAACGCGCCUGCACCGCCCGGGAGCUGCUGGAGACCGAGCGGCGCUACCAAGAACAGCUGGGGCUGGUGGCCACGUACUUUUUGGGGAUCCUGAAAGCCAAGGGGACCCUGCGACCACCUGAGCGCCAGGCCCUGUUUGGCUCCUGGGAGCUCAUCUACGGCGCCAGCCAGGAGCUGCUUCCCUACCUGGAAGGAGGAUGCUGGGGCCAAGGGCUGGAGGGCUUCUGCCGCCACUUGGAGCUCUAUAACCAGUUUGCUGCCAACUCAGAGAGGUCCCAGACCACCCUGCAGGAGCAGCUAAAGAAAAAUAAAGGUUUCCGGAGGUUUGUACGGCUUCAGGAAGGCCGCCCUGAGUUUGGGGGCCUUCAGCUCCAGGACCUGCUCCCUCUGCCUCUUCAGCGGCUCCAGCAGUAUGAGAAUCUCGUCGUUGCUUUGGCUGAAAACACAGGUCCCAACAGCCCUGACCAUCAACAGCUCACACGGGCUGCCCGACUGAUAAGUGAGACUGCCCAGAGAGUCCACACUAUUGGUCAGAAACAGAAGAAUGACCAGCACCUUCGGUGUGUCCAGGCUCUGCUCAGUGGACGCCAGGCAAAGGGGCUGACCUCAGGGCGCUGGUUCCUACGCCAAGGCUGGCUGUUGGUGGUGCCUCCCCAUGGGGAGCCUCGGCCCCGCAUGUUCUUCCUCUUCACUGAUGUGCUCCUCAUGGCCAAGCCUCGACCUCCACUGCACCUGCUGCGGAGUGGCACCUUUGCCUGCAAGGCCCUCUACCCCAUGGCCCAGUGUCAUCUCAGCAGGGUCUUUGGCCACUCAGGAGGCCCUUGUGGUGGGUUGCUCAGUCUCCAUGGAAACAGCAAGGGCUUCAGCUUUAGCCUGGACCUUUCUGAACCAUGCCCUAAGAGGUGGUCUCUCUCUAGCUGUCCUUCCCUCAUGAGAAGCUACUGCUUAUGUCCACAGACCAGGAGGAGCUGUCACGCUGGUACCACAGUCUGACUUGGGCUAUCAGCCAGAAAAACUAGAGGAAUCUUAUAGAUUCCAGAACUCAGGAUACCUCAGGGAUAGGUCACAGCCAAGAGUACAAAGGAAUCUUCAGUACUGAACGAAACAGAACCCUUCAUGAUUUGACAAAGGUCACUUUGUGUUUGCCUGGACCAAGCUACUCCAGAUCAUCUGACCAACUCUUAAAAAUCACGGCCAGGCACAGUGGCUCAUGCCUGUAAUCCCAGCACUUUGGGAAGCAGAGGUGGCAGGAUCGUUCGAGCCCAGGAGUUCAAGACCAGCCUGGGCAACACAGUGAGUGAGACCCUGUCUCUAUUUAAGAAAAAAUAAUUAAGAAAUUUUAUUGAAAAAGAAGAAUCAGGAAACCAAGUCUGACCCAACUGAACCAGCCCCUAACACAGAUGAGGGGAUUUGGGACUGAUAAGCUCUGUGCUGUGUCCAUGGCCCGUCAUUUAUCAAGGUUGCAGCUUUGUAAAUCUGGCUAUUUUUAUGUUGUGUAUAGUUUCUAUCAUUUAUUUUUCCACUGGAUUUGAGUAAAGUUUUUUUUCUUUUUUUUGUGAAAGA
Messenger RNA from Pongo pygmaeus (Bornean orangutan), 1704 nucleotides. RefSeq names its product Rho guanine nucleotide exchange factor 39 (gene ARHGEF39). Gene Ontology annotation, cellular component: plasma membrane. The transcript is spliced from 9 exons. Lineage: Eukaryota; Metazoa; Chordata; Mammalia; Primates; Hominidae. Gene Ontology annotation, molecular function: guanyl-nucleotide exchange factor activity. Gene Ontology annotation, biological process: positive regulation of cell migration. The record is from RefSeq and is a predicted model, not a curated record. The coding region runs from base 79 to 1134 and encodes 351 amino acids.